Messenger RNA from Physcomitrium patens, 504 nucleotides. The record is from RefSeq and is a predicted model, not a curated record. NCBI's taxonomy places the organism in Eukaryota, Viridiplantae, Streptophyta, Bryopsida, Funariales, Funariaceae.
AUGACUAUUGUUCGUUCAUUCAUUCAUUCGCACCCCGCAAGUCAGUCAGGCCCUUUACCGGCAUUCUUCUAUCCACGUGCUAGUGGUUUAAGACCCUCCCUGUGCACGAUAGCGCAAACGUUUCAGCCGCGAGGUUCAGCGACUUCAUUGAUGCUACCAUCAGAAGGAUUUAUAAACACUCUAGGGAAGCGGAAGCUGUUUGAUACGUUUCUUUAUGAGAAGAGGUCGUUUAGGCCGCAUCUCUUUAAAGCUGAAGUAGAUGGGGAAACUUCUUCUUAUGAGGAAAGAGAGGCAGAUGCAUCUACAAGGGAGGCCAACGCAGCUGUACACGAGGCGAAGUGGAUGAAUGAGAUGGAAAUCAGUAUAUAUGACUCAUGGUUUAACCCAAUUGUAUCAGAACUUCCUGAGUUAGUUCCUGAUGCGUUUAUCUAUCUUGAGGCUAGCCGAACACCUGCAUGCCGUUCUCGAAAGAGGCCAGAGGAAGUUAACGUAGGUCUAAGGUAG